This is a messenger RNA of Candidula unifasciata, 1662 nucleotides long. NCBI's taxonomy places the organism in Eukaryota, Metazoa, Mollusca, Gastropoda, Stylommatophora, Geomitridae. The record is from the annotation of a GenBank genome assembly.
AUGACUGAAAAAAAAUCAUCACUCAGGUGUAUAAAAAUGCCGUCAGAGUUUAUUGGGUCAAUGGUGUCCAUAGACUGUGGUGAGCUUGGCACAUACCAAGGUCGUGUUGAAAAAAUAGACCCAGUGAUGAACACACUGACCAUUUCCCACGCAUUUCACAAUGGACUUCGUAGUGACUUGUCAGUAGUCAAUCUAAGCUCCACAACAAUUCUCGACAUCAAAAUCAUUCAUGCAUCUCAAGAGGCUAAAGAAAUUAUCACAAGGAAAGCAACACCUUCCAAGAUGACGAAGGAAAUUGAUGAAGUGACCAAACCCACCUGUACAUCACCUGUGAAGAUAAUUAAAGCUACCUCAAAGGCCAAAACAGGGUUCAGCUCCACAAAUGCAUCUGGUUCAAUUGUAAAUCAGUUAGAAUUAGCUCAGGGCAGAGGGAGCUGUCGACGCAGACUGUCUCCCCCAGACAGCCCGUCAAAAUUGCUUGAUCCAAAGGCGGGAUCUGUGGUACACAGAUCACUGGCAUAUAAAGGUGUGAACAAUGAAGCAGAGCAUGUGGAACAGUGGAAUGGUUAUGGCGAUGAAAGCAGUGUAAAACCCCGAAAUGGGUUUAGUUAUCCGACAGACCAGUCAACGCAAAAGAUCACAGCAGCAAAGAAAAUGGAGAGAGGUGGAAGAAGGGGAGCUAAUGCAAAAAACAAUGAGUGUUUCAGUGCCCCAGCUGAAUCAUUUCUGCAGGAAUUUGACUUUGAAUCAAAUCUUGCAAUGUUCAAUAAGAAAGCUGUCUUCCGAGAGAUUGAGACUGACUUUCCUGAGCUUAAUUUAGAACCUGGCUUCAGGGAAAAAAAGUAUCGUCAUGAUGAAAAUAUUCUGCAGCCAGGAGAAAACAAUUCGGCCCCGGUAGUUAUGAAACAACAGAUAAAAGUUCCCGGGACCAAAUUCCAGUUAUAUUACACAGAUACAGGAUUGGUGGUUCCAUCAGUCAGUCGAGAACUGCGGGAGAAGGUUUGUGAAGUAGCCUCACAGCAUGGUCUUUCACAUGUCAGGCAGUUGGAGUCUUACGGAAGAGCUGCAAGUGAAAUGGUUAUUCAUUUGAUAGGCGGCAGUCACAGGAUCCACCCAAAGAAUGGACAUCAGAUGCCUGCAGUGGUGAUCCUGUGUGGACCUCAUGAACAUGGGGCCCUUGGAGCAUGUUGCGCCCGCAUUCUUUCAUCACAUGGAGUUCAAGUAACUCUCCUGGUGCCAAACUCUGCAGCUAUCCCCACUAGUCUUUCACAAGAAAUUGAACUCUACAAACUCAUAGGCAACAGUUUGGUUCAUACUGUUGGAGGACUCCCAGACACCAUCGAUUUAAUUGUGACGGCAAUGGACUCCCAUUCAAGUCUAGUGAACACUCAGCACCCCUGGUAUCAGAGCAUCGUCACCUGGAUGAAGAACAGUGACAUUAGGGCUCAGGUGUUGUCAUUAGACCCACCGUCUCAAGGUCCAAGCAUACCUGCCAAGUGGAGCUUGUACAAAGUGUUGCCACUAAAUCAAGUGUCUUCCGCAUGUGGCAGUUUGUACUUGUGUGAUUUGAGUAUCCCAUCUGCCAUCUUCCAAGAAUGUGGCAUCACCUAUGUCUCCCCAUUUGGGUCUAAAUUUGUCAUUCCACUGCAUGCAAAGGAGUAG